This is a messenger RNA of Olea europaea var. sylvestris, 1338 nucleotides long. RefSeq names its product deSI-like protein At4g17486. Gene Ontology annotation, molecular function: deubiquitinase activity. The transcript has 4 exons. Lineage: Eukaryota; Viridiplantae; Streptophyta; Magnoliopsida; Lamiales; Oleaceae. The coding region runs from base 324 to 1070 and encodes 248 amino acids. The record is from RefSeq and is a predicted model, not a curated record. Gene Ontology annotation, biological process: protein deubiquitination.
UGUUAUUACAUUUCUCCUAUUUUAUUCAAAUUAAAGUCCCGGCAAUUAAUAAUGCGAGCAAAGUUCAUGAAGCAAAAGUGAAUAAUUACAAAAUGAAAUAAUCAAUUCUGAAAAUUUGAGCAAAUCGAGGCACCCAAUCCCAAUCUCACCUGUGUUCACAAUCAUUGUGUUUAUUCCCCUGUUUUGAGUUUUUAGCAGUAGAAUUUGCAGUGCUACAAUCCUUGAGUUCAUUUCAGUUUUGAAUAUUAAUUUGAAAUUCGCAAGAACUGGGAGUGUGAGGUUAGGGUUUUGAUUUUGAUUUCGCAGUGUGGAAAUUGAGGAUAAUGGAGGUGAUCCUCCAUGUAUAUGAUGUGACAAGUAGUGCUUCAGACAAGACGAACAAUACAAUUAUGCAGAUCAACAAGAUCUUCAAAGAUGGUAUAGGCCUUGGUGGCAUCUUCCACAGCGCCGUUCAGCAGGUUUAUGGGGAAGAUGAGUGGUCAUUUGGGUAUUGUGAACAAGGUACUGGAGUCUUUAGCUGCCCAGCUGGAAAGAAUCCAAUGUAUAGAUACCGUGAAAGCAUCAAACUUGGAAUGACAGAUUUUUCCAUCUUCAAGGUUAAUCAGAUUCUGAGGGAACUUAGUAGAGAGUGGCCUGGACAUUUGUAUGAUUUGUUAUCAAAAAAUUGUAAUCAUUUCUGUGAUGAAUUCUGUGACAGACUUGGCGUGCCAAAGCUUCCUGGUUGGGUAAACAGGUUUGCAAAUGCUGGUGAUACUGCGGCUGAAAUAGCAGGAAACACAGCUUAUCGGUUGAGACAAGCUAAAACUGAAAUUGUAGCGGCUAGCAAAAUUGCCUACCGAUUCCUUGCUGGAGUUGCUUCCAACAACUCAAUUGCAACUCCGGGUUCCCCUGUUAACUCCCCUAGAGGAAGUCCCAGAUUCCAAGCUACUUGGUUCAAGAACCUUAUUUCUUCUGGUUCUAAACCAUCUACUAGUUUAGAACUGGAAAAUCGGGAAGAAGAGCUGAUGAGGGAGCGUAAGCAUGAAGGAGCAGAAACUCCUAUAAUCCAGUGUUCACGAUAUGCAAUCUGAUACCAUAUCAUCACCAACAACGUCAUUCUCCGUGCUGGCAGGGCGCACACAAUCUUUGGCAAGUUAUUUUGUUGUGGAACUUCUGGACUGGUGUAAAAUGUUAGUUUCCUGUUUUUGAAUUUGUACACUAAAGUUCAGGUGCAAAAGUCAACAUUUCGAAAUAGCGAUGAAUCUAACAGUAAUUCUUCAUCAUUGACAUGCCAUCGUCAAUAUUAUCAGGGUUUUUUGUUCAUUUUUAAUCAAAUCAGUCCGUUUUACUCCCUCCUUA